Molecule: messenger RNA, 5076 nt
Organism: Gigantopelta aegis
Lineage: Eukaryota; Metazoa; Mollusca; Gastropoda; Neomphalida; Peltospiridae
Exons: 2
Coding region: 52-2322 (756 amino acids)
Source: RefSeq, a predicted model, not a curated record
GAAAUCGAAACGAGAUGUGAAAAAUGUUGUGAACAUGUUAUAAAAUAGAAAAUGUUGCAAAACAAAGGCAUUUUCAACGAGUGGCUUUCCCUUCCUGAAGGUCUGUACUACAACAUAACUUUCCAGUUUCUUAUAAACCAUUGCUUACACCAAGAACAAAAUGAUGAUAAUAAUGAUCCGAUGUUAUACAGCAGUGCUGAAGAAGAUGAACCAGUGUUCCAGCCGAGAGAUUCCAUGUGGACCGGACUGUGGAAUGUCCUCCGGGUCAUGUACGGUGUGGAGAAGAUUCAGAACAAACAUGAUGCAGGAUCAGCAGAUUCAGAAACUGUGUUGCUGAAACCAGCUUGUCGUGCUGUGAUAGACUUGUCGGUCCACCAGGACCUUCUUGCUGUAGUCCUUGUCAACUCAUUGGUGCUUGUAUUUCUUUCUCUCAUAUGUGGGUUAAUAGGUAUCUGUGCCUUUCGUUGGAUUUAUAGGAAACUGUCGAAAGGAUAUCAGAGAGUGGAAAACCCCACAUUAAAUAAAAUACAUGAACAGAGAGAUAAUAAUGCUAUCAUAGAAAAUGAACAAGGAACGAUUGAUACUGGGGACGUGAAUGCAUCUUUACCAAAUAAAAAGAGUCCUGUGCAAUUGACAGUUCUUUAUUCAUCAGGAAGGGAAAGUAGCAACAUGGUUUCAAAGAAAACUGACACUGAAUCCUUUCUUCACUGGACAAUAGAUCAGUUUUUGGUAGAACUGGACAAGUCUCUGGGUAUUGGUUCUAACAGUGCUACCAAGUCUCAGACAAGCCCAGUUUUUAAUGAAAGCAAUAGUGCUUCUAGCCUCCAGUCACCACGGUUACAGCGUCGGAGCAGUUGGAGACGGCCAAAACAUCCAUCUCCCUCCUUACCUUUUGGUUCUUUCAACUUCGCUACAGACAGUGCAGCUGCGAACCAGGCCGCACUGGCAUGGCAUGAAAUUGACAUGGCCCAUGCAAGACAUCAGUGGCAGCUGGGAGAUUUGGAAGACAUUGAUCUAACUAGCAUUACUGACAAGAAGCUAAAAGACAUUUUGCUCUUCUAUCAAAGAAAUUGCCCACUGAAUGCUCAACAGUGGUUUGCUGCUAGUCUAAUGGUGAACUAUGUCCUGUUGCUACUAGAGAAGGAAAUCUGUCAGAUACAGACUCAGAGUCCACUUACUGUGGUUCAGCUCAAAGGAAUUGGAAGCAUGUCCAAAGGUCUGAAGAUCGGCAAAGCUGGACAGUUCGACUGCUUGAUGAUUGUAACGGUAAAUGGAUGUCAGGCUCUGAACGUCUUCCAUCAUGCAGUUUCUCCAGAGAUAUCUCCAGGUCGUCUGGUCUUAGGUGUUCAGGAAGGAAGUGUUGAGUACAAAGUCCGUGAAAAGAAUCACUUGCUGAGGAAGGUGUCAUUGGGAGAGGACAGUGUUGUUGCUCUCCUUCCUAAAGAGGUUUUAGCUGCUGCUCACGCAGUUGUGGAAAAGGCUUUGAACAAUCUUGGCACAAAGCACAAGAUAAUCAUGGAUCGCCUUCCUUUCACCAUCCACAAAUCACAGUCUGCGGAACUUGUACUCUCACUUGAUACUCGCAUUCUGCACGGUCUUGGACUUGGGAUGAUGGAGAUCAACAUUAGACUUGUACCAGCAGUUCCUCUUCUCUGCGAGUCAUGGUCUCUGCUGCCAACAGUCUAUGCUGUUCCCCAGUGGAAUAUUCCCAACCCCAAGACAAAAACAUCUACCCGUCAAGCUAGACUCUUCAGAAACUCAACCUGUCACUUGGACUCAGAGUUCUUUUGGCAUUUGUCUUGCAGUGAUCUGGAGACUGCAUAUCUGAGCAUCAUGGAUCAGAGAUUUGAGCUGUCAGGAAUCCACGGCUGUCACAAGAUCUGUCUUCAAGUCCUCAAGGCUCUGUUCUCAAGCAGUUUCAAGACCUCCCUCCUCAGCAGAGGUGAAGUUAAAUCCUUCCAGCUGGAGACGAUUCUCUUCUUCCUGCUGCUGGAGUCUAACCCACAUCACUGGACCCUGGAUGAGUUACCCAAUCGAAUGUCUGACAGCAUCCAUUUUCUUCGGUCAGCUCUACAGAGCACCUGGCUCCCAAACUUCUUCAUUCACAAUCCUCAUCUGGAGAAACAGAUGCCAGCCAUGAAGAUGUUGACUGUCCUGCAUGGUGGUCGACAGGAUAAUCUUCUGACUGACCUUCACACAGAGAUGGUCGACAAAAUCAUUAAUUUUAUUAAAGACCGGCUGCAAGAAACUGGGCUUAGUUCAUGUGUCAAGGAAGAGUUUUCUUCAGAAAUGUGGGAAUAUGAAUUUUUUAUAUUUGGUUAAAAAACAACAACACGUUCGUGAUGUUAGCAUAUUGUGCUGUUCAUAAUUUGGUGCUUAGUUUAUUUGAAACAUUUAAGUUUGUUAUACAUUUUGAAUUUAUUGUUACUAAAACGUUUGUAUUUUAUAGAAUUUAUACAGUUAAUAUAUUUAUAUGCUUAGAUGUGGGCUUUUUAUGUAGCAUCCUAUAGCAAAAUAUUUACAUGUAUAGGUACCAUACAUUUGUAUACUGGUGGCCCUAAUCUAGGUUGUGAAAUGAAAGUUUUUUUGCCAAAAGUCAGCUCAAGUCACCAAGUUAUUAGCAGUAGUGAGAAGUCGAAGUCGCCAUAAUAUUUUGGAUAUCAUCUAAUCUGAUUUCAAAAAUAAAAUCACACAACCGACGUCAAGACACCAACUUGUUUAGUGCAUAGCCCACUGAACACCUUGUCAGCCUAUUGUUUUACUUCAGUGGCACCAGACUAUACAUCAAGGCAUGUCGCGCUAUUUGGAGUGACCUGUCACCAGUCAAGCAUUGUUUAUUUCUUGGCCAGAUUUAUUUCAAUAAUGCCAGAAAAAUACAAAUUAUUUCUUUUAUUUUAACACAACAGCGACACAUUAAUUAUCAUUAAAUUUUUUAUUACCGGAAGUAGUAGUACAUGAAUUUGAUAACAAAAUCUUACAAAUCGAGCUGAGUGUAUAAAAUCUUUUUAGGAAUAUUUCUGAAUGACCGCAGAGUAUGGAGAAAAACUAAGAAAUCUACCGAUGAACAUUAACAUUUCCCCUUUCUCCUGGGAACGGAGAAGUCACUUCUCCUACUUUUUUAAUUCUAGAUUUAGGGCCUGUAUAGACAAGUAUUACAAAUGUCUGUUGUAACAUUCCUUAUUGUGGAGAUGUGCCAUGAUGAAAUGUCUUCUGGCAGGUUUGCUUUUGAAAGACAGAAUUGUGAGUCACAAAAGCUCAGUACCAUGUGCCUUAAGCCUUUCUUAAAAUCUUCAAAGCAUUGACUCAAUGUACAAAACUGUACCAGAAGUUGUGAAUGGGUUAUAAACAUUUAUUACUUAAUAAACUUUCAAUUUGAUUCAGAUCCAAUAAUUUAUAUGUGGGUCACCUGAAAAUUGUUUGGUCUUUCAUUUUUCAUGUUAAAAUGAUCAUGAUUAGUAUAUCUACUAUUGAGUUUUAUUAUUUUAAAGAUGAUUAUAGCAUCUUGGACCUUUUACUUACAGUCAUUAAUGUCAUGUCAAAGAUGCAUAUUAUCGCCAUCACAAUUAAGGACAUUAUUCUUUCAUCUAGUCAUUUCUUUUUCAUUCAAUUCUGUAAUAUGUCAGCUUGUCUGUGUGUUGAGCUGUGAUUAGGUGCCUGUCUACAAGUAGUUUGGCCCAGCUCAUCUACAUUAGUCUACCCUUUGACCAAUCCAGCUUGGGUGACCCCAUUUCUCUGAGACACUGAGACAUGUCAAAGAAUGGACAAUGAGAUAAAUCUGAUUCUAUUCUUUUUUUCUCUCUCUUUUUUUAGUAGGAUUAUUCAUUGGUCUUGUAAUGUUGUAUGGUAUAUCUUUCAAAAACUCAGCCUCUUAUAUUUUUUACUUAUUUUUACCUACAUGUAGUCAUGUUAAAUAUACACAUACGUAGUAAAACUCUUCAAAACAGGGCACUCAUGGGACCAAGUAAAAAGUCUGGUUUUAAGGGGGUAUCCUAUCUUGAGUAUCUGUGUACAUUUAAACAAGCAAAUCAAAUCUGAUGCACAGGAAUUAAUAUUCUAAGCAAAAAACUAUGUUUUAAGCAGAAGUACGAUACAAUGUUUUGACGAGAUUGUACAUGCACGUUUGCGGCAAAUAUGGUUUGGGUUUGUUUAGUGUGGGGUUUUUUUUGGGGGGGGGGGGGGGGGUUGGGGGGGUAUUUUGUUUGGGUUUUUUAAGGGUUUUUUGGUCCAUCCGUCCUAGAAAUUACAUUUGGUCAUUUUUCUUGUAUAUUUGGUCCUAACUACCCCCUUUUAUACAUAUUUUAAACACAAAUAUCACCUGAGUUUAGUUCUAAUUUCACUAAAUUUUGCAUUCUUCAUGUGGUUUAUUGUUAAGAAAGAAACAAAAAUCUUUUGAAAUAUUAUGUAACUACAAUUACUUUUACUAUUCAUAUGUCAUUUUCAGAUUUAUUUAUUAAAAAUAAGUCUCAGUUUAAAACGACAACUAUGGCCAAUAAAUUUUAACUCAUUGAACUUGAAUUUUGCUGCAUUUACUUCACCAAUUCGCCAACUUGUUAAUAAUUCUUGAGGUCCAGUUUAAGUUUUUGAUUUAUACAUUUAAAAAUCUUUGAAUAUGAGUCAUUAACAAUGAUAUUGGUUUUUUGUGGGGUUUUUUAACCAGUAUUCUUAUUAUGUGUUCAUGUAUUUUUUUCAAAUCUUAAAGAUAUAUUUAUUGUUUCCAGCAGGACAAUAUUACCUGUAAAUUAUUAUAAUUGUUUGGUUUGUACAUGACAAUGUAUAUAGAGAAUAAUAAAUUAGGUCAAAGACAUCAAAUUAAUGUCCUAAGUGAAAUGAGGGAUAUAUCAAGACAAUUCUUGAAAAACCCAAACUUAUGUAUUCAUUUAUCAAAACAAAUGAAAGGAAUUGUUUAUUACAUAGAAAAAAAAACCCAAAACAAAGUAAUCAAAAUGUAAAUACGAACUGUUGGAAGUUUGCCAAAUGUUGAUAUCAGUGGUGAGUAAGCACUCCAUUGGUGGAUGGAUGAUUAUUGACACCCCAGUACUAAAAAUAAAUUGGCUAAUAAAGGUAGUAAGCACUCAA